GUGCCCGUAGUUUUCUGAACUACAGGUAACGUACACUAGAUGGCGUGAGAGUUCCAUCGUCGGUUUUCCAGCGCGUUUGGUUGCCAUGACAGACGGAACGCAUGGAGUGCGGGUCUUCACUCAUUCGCAACAGCGAACAUAAUUUUGUAGGUUAGUUUCUCUGAAACAUCAAUGUAAUGUCGCCAUUUUUUAAAAGAAAAGCAUUAUGAACGACAACGGCACCGGUCAGUAGGCACAGAAGACUAUGAGCGAACUUCCAAAACGCUUCGUUUGUGCACUAAGAGAGGAUUUUAGGAAUGUGGAUUACAGCAAGUGGGAGCGGAGCAACAGAACUAAUGCCUCAAAAACAACUAAACCGAAGCCAGUACACUGGAGUUCAUUGCAUCCUGAUCAUAAAGGGGCCAAAGCAUCACAUGGGCCAAACACAGCAAGUGACAGGGAAACUAACGGAUCUCCUAAUGCAAUAAAACAGACCCAGCCUGAAAAAUCUGAAAGUUCUCGAGGAAACACUGAGGAUUCAUCUGCAGCAUCUGCUAGACUCUCUAGAUUCUCUGCAGCAUCCUCUAGACUCUCUAGAAGAAUAAAAUCUGACAGUGGGGAGCAAGAUUCAGCUCAGAUAAACACUAAUGUUAAAAAAAUGCAGAUACUGAUGAAGCUACAGAGAGGGUCUAUUGAAGAUCUGGAAAAGCACUGCAAAGUGCUUCAGGAAAUGAACCAGCAGGUGGCCAGAAACAUUGAGGACACAGACAGACGUGCUGUCUCGAUUGCAAGGGAAUUCCUCAUCCAGCACGAGAAGCUAGGGAAUUCAUUAACUGCCUUCAAUCGAUGGAACAACUGGCAGAUCAGCCAGGCCAAAGCUGAGCUGAAAGAUGCAGUGGAGGAGGGAGAGAAUCAUCUCUGUGGUCUUCAAGCACAAUUAAAGGCAGUGAAGGCCAAUCUGGUUAAUGCCCAAUCAGAGCUUCACACCCUGAAGACCUAUAAAGACAAAGAGUAUCCAGUGAAAGCCCUGCAGAUUGCUGAAAUGAAGAGAGAUCUGGAUAAGCUCAAGGAAGCACUGCAGGAUGAAUACGAGGAUGUGAAGCUCCUAUUUCAGAAAGAGAUGGUUCGUCUAGAGAGACAUCUCCAUCAGAAACAACAGGAAGUGCUGUUAGCCACUGCCAAAAAAAAAGUGUCUCACAUCCCUCCAGUUGUAAAACAGAUGGCUCUACACAACCACACGAUGAAAAAAGAGAUUGACAUGCACAAAAAGGAAAUAAUGCAACUGGAAGACAAGAACAGAAAACUACUAAAGAGUAUUCGGGAACUGCAGCUGUCAAGGCCAAACAUCAGCAGGGAGGUCUUUCGGGACGUUUUCCCAAAGUCAGAUAAGUGCACCCCAAAUAUGGAUUUUCACCUCAGUAUACAAAAAGAAGAACGGCUGCCUAUAUGACUGUCAAAGGGGGCAACCAGAUUCAACCUUAUGCUGAUUUAGUUUUACAGUUACAUUUUGUGAUGGCAGUAAUCUUACUAGAAGAAGCACAGCAAACCACUGCACUAUACAACACAAGUAAUUCAGUUUUUUUUAGUAAGUUUGCAUUUUCCUUGUUGCUUUCUCCUCAUUAUGUCUGUGGAAUAGGCUCAGUUUUACGCUGUAUCACAACUGUCGGAAAAUGUAAUAAAUCUUGUAUGACAUUUAAUCA
Molecule: messenger RNA, 1679 nt
Organism: Pygocentrus nattereri (red-bellied piranha)
Lineage: Eukaryota; Metazoa; Chordata; Actinopteri; Characiformes; Serrasalmidae
Gene: c21h20orf96
Product: chromosome 21 C20orf96 homolog
Exons: 10
Coding region: 245-1429 (394 amino acids)
Source: RefSeq, a predicted model, not a curated record